AUGAGCAAUACCGACUUCCUGGGUCGGGCGAUUGACACGGUCAAAAAGGCUAUCGAGAACGACAAUGAGGGCGAAUACGAAAAGGCCUAUCAACUCUACUACUCCGCGCUGGAGUUGUUCAUGCUUGCCCUGAAAUGGGAGAAGAAUCCACGGUCUAAGGAGAUGAUCCGUGCGAAGGCUGGAGAGUAUAUGGAUCGUGCUGAGAAAUUGAAGAACCAUCUGGCGCAAGCGGAGAACCGGAAGAAGCCCAGUGCUAUUGGUGCUAAUGGGAAGGUGUCACAAGGGAGUGGGAAGGGAGGGAAAGAAGACGACGACGGCGAAGAUCCAGAGUCUAAAAAGCUACGUUCGGCUCUUGCAGGAGCCAUUUUGUCCGAUAAGCCUAAUGUAAAGUGGGAGGAUGUUGCGGGUCUGGAGAGCGCGAAGGAGGCCUUGAAGGAGGCUGUUAUCUUGCCCAUCAAGUUCCCUCAUCUUUUUACCGGGAAGCGGCAGCCAUGGAAGGGUAUUUUGCUUUACGGGCCACCAGGCACUGGAAAAUCUUACCUCGCGAAAGCAGUCGCAACGGAGGCGAACAGCACAUUCUUCAGCGUCAGCAGUAGUGAUCUGGUGUCUAAGUGGAUGGGAGAGAGUGAAAGGCUUGUCAAACAGCUUUUCAACAUGGCUCGUGAAAACAGGCCAGCUAUCAUUUUCAUUGAUGAAGUUGAUGCCCUCUGCGGGCCUCGUGGUGAAGGAGAGUCGGAGGCAUCUCGUCGUAUCAAGACUGAGCUACUGGUGCAGAUGGAUGGUGUUGGUAAAGAUUCAAAAGGUGUUUUGAUUCUAGGCGCAACCAAUAUCCCGUGGCAACUCGAUGCAGCUAUCCGACGACGAUUUCAACGCAGAGUCCAUAUAAGUCUUCCUGAUAUCAACGCGCGAAUGAAGAUGUUCAUGUUGGCUGUGGGAUCUACACCGUGCGAGAUGACUCAAACUGAUUAUCGGACGUUGGCGGAGAUGAGUGAGGGCUAUUCGGGCAGCGAUAUCAGCAUUGCUGUCCAGGAUGCGUUGAUGCAGCCUAUCCGCAAAAUCCAAACCGCGACACAUUACAAGAAGGUACUCGUUGAUGGUGCAGAGAAGCUCACCCCAUGCUCACCGGGUGACGAGGGCGCGACGGAGAUGACUUGGGUUGACGUCGAAGCCGACCAGCUUCUCGAACCACCACUGGUGCUGAAGGACUUCAUUAAAGCCGUCCGCAACUCGCGACCGACGGUCAGCCAAGAGGACCUCCAGAGAAAUGCAGAUUGGACAAAAGAAUUUGGCAGCGAGGGAGCUUGA
Monascus purpureus is the source of this 1305-nucleotide messenger RNA. NCBI's taxonomy places the organism in Eukaryota, Fungi, Ascomycota, Eurotiomycetes, Eurotiales, Aspergillaceae. The record is from the annotation of a GenBank genome assembly.